Messenger RNA from Priapulus caudatus, 903 nucleotides. RefSeq lists its product as uncharacterized. Bases 67 to 609 code for a protein of 180 amino acids. NCBI's taxonomy places the organism in Eukaryota, Metazoa, Priapulida, Priapulimorpha, Priapulimorphida, Priapulidae. The transcript is spliced from 4 exons. The record is from RefSeq and is a predicted model, not a curated record.
GUGCAGUUGCACUUGAACAUCUUCAUUUAUGUGUUAUAGGUGCAUGCCAUAUUGAUCAAUAUUUACAUGUGCUAUUGCACCACUACUGCAUUCCUUCUUCACGUCUUCGAACCUUUGCUGGUAGUUAUAAUGCCAUUCAAUUACCCUCACGUACGCUCAUGUUUGUAUGUAGGUGAUGCGCGCAACGACUCGCCAGGACAUUCGGCGAUGUUCUGCACCUACGUCGUUAUGGACCACGAAACCCUUUCAGUGGUGACCAUUAUCACCAUCGACAAGCGCCACGUGGGAAAGAAGUCCCCAAACAUGGAGAAGGAGUGCCUGAUCCGUGUCAUGGCGUUGCUGGCACAUGAGAACGUCAAUGUGACGGAGGUGGUCACUGACGCCCAUCCACAAAUCACCGCCUACAUGAGAAAGAACCACCCCCGGGUCAUACCCCAUUCCUACGACGUUUGGCACGGUGCUAAAAACUUGGGCAAGCGGUUGAAUAAGGCCGCUCAGAAGGCUGGCUGCGAAGAACUGCGGCCGUGGAUCAAACACAUAGUGAACCACUUUUGGUUUUGCUGCCGCGAAGCCGAUGGCUCAAUUCACAAACUGCAGGGUCUUUGGUAGAGCUGUCUCCAGCACGUUCGCGGCAUCCACGAAUGGACGGUGGAGACGGCGGCCAUGGCAAGUGCAUGCACGCAGAUAUCGAGGGAAACUUGCCAAGUGAAGGUCUGCAGUGGAUGAAGACAACUUCACCCGGUUACGAAGCUCUGAAGCGCGUAGUGCUGGUCUCUAAUAUCUCUGGACAAUGGGGUUUGGGAACACUCUCGUGAAGGCCAUGAACAACUACCUAAUCACAGAUCUGGAAACAACGUUGUCCAUUUCAGGAGGAACCGCUACAUACACCACUUCUCGAUAUGU